GCUCUCGCGCCUCAUAGUGACGUAGUAAUCCUGCGACCGAAUCGAAGUGAGCAGUUGGUUUGGACCGACGUUUCCGAGCUAUUUUCAUAAGAACGAGAGCAUAAUGGCUCUGGAAACAGUUCCCAAGGACAUUCGCCAUCUACGAGCGUGUUUGCUUUGCUCCUUAGUAAAGACCAUUGACCAGUUCGAAUAUGACGGCUGCGACAACUGCGAGUCGUUCCUUCAGAUGAAGGGGAACAGAGAGAUGGUUUACGAAUGCACAAGUUCUUCGUUUGAUGGCGUGAUUGCCCAGAUGAGUCCUGAGGACAGCUGGGUAGCAAAAUGGCAGAGAAUAGGCACGUUCAAGCCAGGUGUAUAUGCAGUGUCCGUGACUGGCAGACUACCCCCUGGUGUGGUGAGAGAGCUGAAAAGCAGAGGAGUGAUCUACAAGUCCAGAGACACAGCAGUGAAGUCCUAACCAUGAAAGCUUCAGUACCAUAUUAUGGCUCCAUUGCAAAGAAGCCACAAUAACAUUUGUACAAAAGGACAAACAAACAAACAUCUGAGGUCUUGAGGUGCCAAGCAGAGGUUCAUUGAUUGUUAGAAUGAAUUGGAUGCAUUUUCUUUUCGUUUCCUUUUCUUUCUUAAGAGAGAAAAAUAAAUGUCUACUGUGUUUUAUUUACUUGUGGCUUUUGGUAGUUCUAAGUGCAAACCGCAUUGAAGAGACAAAGAAUUCUAGUCCAAUACCAUCUAAAGCGGGGUACACGCAUUGAUUUUUAAAAACGGGAGAGACUCCACACAAGAACCCGACCCACACCCAUUUAACUAGUCACAGUGACAUGUUUUUGUUUUUAUUAGCUGGCACUCCGCUUUCCUCCCACAUCCCAAAAACAUGCGUGCUAGGUUGAUUGAAGACUCUAAAAUUGCCCGUAGGUGCGUAUGAUUGUUUGUUUGUGUGUGCCCUGCGAUGGGCUGGCGACCAGUUCAGGGUGUACCCCGCCUCCUGCCCGACGAUAGCUGGGAUAGGCUCCGGCACGCCCGCGACCCGCGCGAGGAGAAGCGGCUCAGAAAAUGGAUGGAAAAUCCAUGUUUUGAAAUAUGUAUUCUAAGAUUUAACUUGAUUGCAACAUGUUCAUUUACUGAAUGUUGAUGGAUAAAAAUAAGUGUUUACAGUGAAGCGCAGAGCGAGUUAACUGGACUGAUUAUUCAUUUGCAUGCAUUGAGGCUGUAAUCAGAGGAUUUAGACUUUCUUAAAAAAAAAAAAAGGGUCAUUCCUUUCCAUGUUAUGUGCUUGCUGGUAAGCAGUUUUUUUUUUCAUUUUUGUGUUCAGUGUUGCCAUUGGACAUUUUAUUAUCUAGUUGAUGUUCGAGGAUCAUUUGCUUAUAAAACUCUGUUUACUCUUAAACAAUAAAUUGGUCCACCCCCCAA
Molecule: messenger RNA, 1407 nt
Organism: Phycodurus eques (leafy seadragon)
Lineage: Eukaryota; Metazoa; Chordata; Actinopteri; Syngnathiformes; Syngnathidae
Gene: supt4h1
Product: SPT4 homolog, DSIF elongation factor subunit
Exons: 5
Coding region: 104-457 (117 amino acids)
Biological process (GO): positive regulation of DNA-templated transcription, elongation; regulation of transcription elongation by RNA polymerase II; chromatin organization
Cellular component (GO): nucleus; DSIF complex
Molecular function (GO): zinc ion binding; RNA polymerase II complex binding
Source: RefSeq, a predicted model, not a curated record